CAUAUCCUCCUCCUCCUCCUCCUCCUCCUCCUCUGCGACUUCGCCUGUGCCAACUCCGUGUAUCUAGAAAGCCAUACUAACUUCCCACCAUCGCUUCCACACCCGGUUGGGCCCAUCUGCCCUGCGAUCAUUCAUUCCUCUUGCGCAACUCGCGAGAGACACUGCUGCAACCUCGACACAUUCAUACCCAACUACUUUCACAAUGGCGCUGAAGCGUAUCAACAAGGAACUCACAGACCUGGGCCGUGACCCUCCCUCUUCCUGCUCUGCAGGCCCCGUCGGUGAAGAUCUGUUCCACUGGCAAGCAACUAUCAUGGGACCUGGCGACUCUCCUUACUCGGGCGGUGUCUUCUUUUUAGCCAUUCACUUCCCCACAGACUACCCUUUCAAGCCUCCCAAGGUCAACUUCACGACACGUAUCUAUCACCCCAACAUCAACUCCAACGGUAGCAUCUGUUUAGAUAUUCUUCGAGACCAAUGGAGUCCUGCCUUGACUAUCUCCAAGGUUCUACUAUCCAUUUGCUCCAUGUUGACGGACCCCAAUCCCGAUGAUCCUCUGGUUCCCGAGAUUGCACAUGUUUACAAAACUGAUCGAUCCCGAUACGAGGCCACGGCCCGCGAAUGGACGCGAAAGUAUGCUAUCUAACACUAGCGUGAUGCUGUCUUUCCCUCUGCAGGCGUGAUAGGUUUGUUCGGACAACGGGUGCAUCU
Xylaria bambusicola is the source of this 711-nucleotide messenger RNA. Its product is annotated as ubiquitin-conjugating enzyme E2-16 kDa. Gene Ontology annotation, cellular component: nucleus. The record is from RefSeq and is a predicted model, not a curated record. Gene Ontology annotation, biological process: ubiquitin-dependent protein catabolic process; protein polyubiquitination. Gene Ontology annotation, molecular function: ubiquitin conjugating enzyme activity. NCBI's taxonomy places the organism in Eukaryota, Fungi, Ascomycota, Sordariomycetes, Xylariales, Xylariaceae. The transcript has 6 exons. The coding region runs from base 203 to 646 and encodes 147 amino acids.